GCCACACGACCAUCGAAAACCACACACGCGACCAUGAUUCCGUUCUGUUUGCCAAUAAUGCAACGUUGUCCGUCUUAUCAUUAUGAUCCGAAAACUGCCCAUUCGCCGCCGCGCCACCGUACGCCAAUGUAUCGUAAUAACCUGACAUAAUUAAAGUUAAAUCGUUUUUAAAGUGACUUGCAUACUGUGCACACACAAAUCAAGCAACUUUUCGGAUUCAAUACAUUCUUCUGGUAAAUUCGGCAUACACGAGACCCGUCAGUAACACGUUGCUUCAGAAAAUAUCAACUUUUUUCCUUGUCACUGCUGUUGACGUAACGUUCCACUCUGCACCAGACGUGUUGCAGUGGCCCGCUGCGUUGCACCUGGACACGUUUACAAAGAUUUAAAACGAGUACUGUGAUGUGCAUUAAAUCUAUGCCGAAAUCAGAAAAAAAGCCGGUAACGUGUAAUUACACACACAGAUGCACGUUGUAGAAGGCGUGAUUCUUUCUGAAUCGCCCUGCCGGCUUGGUGUUACAAGAUCCCUAUGGAGUUUGGAGUGUCACCUGCCCACAUAAAAUCUGGGCUACUUAACUAAUGCAGAGAAGACCAUAUGUACUCCUAAUCCUGGAUUAACUGGCGUAUAAACCCUAGACAGGGCGUUAUAAGAAGCAAUACGGCGCGUGUGUUUACUAUCUAGCUACAACAAUGUCCAUGGAUAUAUUAAGAGCAGCAGUUUUCUUUUUGCUAGAUGUUAUUUUGCUGCAAAUUGUUUGCCUUCAUGUCGUCUCUUCAUUUGAUCUCUUCAUGUGUCGAAGAAUGGGGAACUUUACAUCCUCCGCACCUCGGGGUAUGGCCAGCACAGCCUGCGUACAGUAUGUGCAGGAGAUGGUGUCACAGAACUGUGUGGUGAUAUUUUCCAAGAGCACCUGUCCUUACUGUAGAAUGGCCAAAAAUGUGUUCAAUGAAAUCGGAGCGAACUACAAAGUGGUUGAACUGGACGAGCACAACGAUGGGAGGAGAUUGCAAGAGGCCUUAGCUCAGAUGACCGGUGCCAGGACGGUCCCGCGAGUCUUCAUCAAUGGGAACUGCAUCGGCGGCGGCUCCGAUACCAAACAGCUCCACCAGCAGGGAAAGCUGUUGCCCCUCAUCGAGCAGUGCACUCCCUGCUGUGCCGCGGCCGGCUCCGAAGGCUCGGGCAGCGGACAGUUUGAGUCGGCUAAAUGACUAACCGUUCUUGUAGUUUUUUCCAAUCCCGUAUUUAUGAAAGGUUUGACAGACCUCAUGCUACAAGUUGUACGCUGCUUGAUCAUGACUCUGUCGUUUAUUUAUCAAAGUACAGUGGCUACUUGACGGUCAGACUACAUACAGUUGCAUCCAGGGAUGUACAAUAGUAUUAUUAUUCAAGCCUGCCUCUUUUAAAGCAAGGCGCUGAACAAACUACUUCUCACACAUCUGCACGGUUGUUUUUAUUGCACAGUAGCGUCAUUCAACUGUGAACAUCAUUGAAUACAUCACUGCAUGUGAAUACAUUUAGUUGUUUUUUUAAUUCUAACUUGUUUAUCAAAGCAUUUUUAUGAACUAUGUAUCUGAGAUUUCAAAUGUAGCUGACAGCUGUUUAUUUGUUUUUUUAUUGGGAAUGUUGUUUAAUACGUGGGUGUAUUAAUAAGGAAUCAUAUUGCUGGUCAUUGCUAAGAAUAUAUGUUUAAGGUGCAAACUAUUUUUAAUGCAGUGAAUGUAUGUUUAUGUUCAAUAAAAAUGAACGAAAUCCCUUA
This is a messenger RNA of Mugil cephalus (flathead mullet), 1757 nucleotides long. RefSeq names its product glutaredoxin 2 (gene glrx2). The record is from RefSeq and is a predicted model, not a curated record. The transcript has 4 exons. Lineage: Eukaryota; Metazoa; Chordata; Actinopteri; Mugiliformes; Mugilidae. Bases 691 to 1209 code for a protein of 172 amino acids.